Molecule: messenger RNA, 1180 nt
Organism: Leptomonas pyrrhocoris
Lineage: Eukaryota; Euglenozoa; Kinetoplastea; Trypanosomatida; Trypanosomatidae
Product: Lathosterol oxidase-like protein
Exons: 1
Coding region: 278-1180 (300 amino acids)
Biological process (GO): lipid biosynthetic process
Molecular function (GO): oxidoreductase activity; iron ion binding
Source: RefSeq, a predicted model, not a curated record
GUCAACACAUCUCGUACACGACAGCAUUCUUCUUCAGGAAUUUGUUUCGUGUUCUUGUCAUCACUUAAUUGGCCUCGUAGCGUCUCGCUGCCGCACUGAGCGCUCUCUCGCCGUGUCCGCCUUCACACCUUCCUUUUGGUGUUCUUUGCUUCCCUCGUCUCGUCACAGAGCCGCGGCUCCUACAAACUCGCACACGUCUUACGGGGACACACACGCAUUCGUGCACGGCAAAAGGAAAGGAAAGAUCAGAGGAAAAACAAAAAAAUCGCGAACCCCAAUGGACUUCGCCUUCGACCUUUACACGUCCGUCCUGCCGGUGGACAAGGAUAAGCUGACGCACCAGAUGUUCAUCUUUUGGCUGAUCCUUGCCACGGGCGGCACCUUCAUGUAUCUCGCCUUCGCCUCGAUGUCGUACAACUUCUACUUCCGCCGCCUGAGGCGCCAGUUCUUCCCGAAGACCAUCGACCCGGAGGACGAGGCGGAACUGUGGCGGCAGGUGAAGCACGAGAUCUGGAUCGCGACGUGCUCCAUCCCGUUCAUGGCGAUCCUGAUGAUGCCGGCGGCCACGUUCGCGCACCGCGGCUACAGCCAGCUGUACCACAACGUCUCCGACUACGGGUGGGGAUACUUCCUCGUGUCGCCCCUGCUGUUCUUCUCGUUCACGGACUUCAUGGUGUACUGCUUCCACCGCGGCCUGCACCACCCCAUCAUCUACAAGCGCGUCCACAAGCUGCACCACACGUACAAGUUCACUACUCCCUUCUCGUCGCACGCCUUCAACCCCGUGGACGGCUUCGGGCAGGGCGUGCCGUACUACAUCUUCGUGUACCUCUUCCCCCUGCACAGCACCCUCUUCAUCUGUCUCUUCGUGAUGGUGAACUUCUGGACCAUCUCGAUCCACGACCAAGUGGACUUCGGCGGCCACUUCAUGAACACGACGGGCCACCACACCAUCCACCACGAGCUGUUCAACUACGACUACGGCCAGUACACGACGGUGUGGGACCGCCUCGGUGGGUCGUACCGUCCCGCAGAGCAGACGCACCAGCUGACGACGCUGCUGCACGCGUGCGACCAGGACUACGUGGACCCGGUGUACGCGACGUACCACGACGAGAAGGGUUUCCUGGCCGGCCGCUUCAAGGAGGAGGCUGCUGCGCGCCACAAGAAGUCCUCGUAA